This is a messenger RNA of Pangasianodon hypophthalmus (striped catfish), 3381 nucleotides long. RefSeq lists its product as uncharacterized. NCBI's taxonomy places the organism in Eukaryota, Metazoa, Chordata, Actinopteri, Siluriformes, Pangasiidae. The transcript has 8 exons. The record is from RefSeq and is a predicted model, not a curated record. The coding region runs from base 1407 to 2180 and encodes 257 amino acids.
CCCUGGUGAAGAUCUGCAGCUGGAUUUGCACGUAUCAGAGCGAGUGGAGGUGAUCUAUAAGGGUGGAGAUUCAGCAGAUCCACAUGAUGAACAGAUCUGCACUGUGGAUAGAAGCUCACUACGCUGUACAGCUGAAUACACACCGAGAACAUCACUCACUAACACAGUUCUUACACUGAGAGGAGUAAAGCUGACUGAUGGGGGAGUUUACAUCGUCCGGGACACGGAGAAUAAUGAAGAUCUUCAUAUUUACUCAGUAUCACUGACAGCAUCAGUGAGAGAGAGAGCGCUACCAGUGUGGGCGAUUAUCCUGAUAGUGCUGAUGGUUCUUCUGCUUGUUGCGCUGCCUGUGAUGAUAAUCUGCUACCUGAGGAAUCGGCGCUGCCAAAGAGAUGAAUUGUACAGAGGAGCUGCAGUGGAGCAGGAAGAGAUCAGAGCUGGAAUGGCACCAUACAAAUGAGGGACCAGGCAGAGAACGAAAGCAUGUUGGAGCAGGAAGAGAACCUGAAGCUCAAACAUAAGAAUGGAAUAACAGAGGGAAGAGACUUAUAACUUCAUACAGCAUGAUUCUGGAGCAAGGAGAGAGCUGAACUCAGAUAGGAAGACGGGAAUAAAUGAUUUCUCCAUCCCUUUGUUCUUCACAACACCAAAAGAAUACGACCUGACUACAGAAUCUGCUGGAAUCCUAUUACAAGUUAUCUGUUCUAGACCUGACUACUGCAAGUCUUUUUUUUAAAAUGUUCUUUUUUUUUUAUCUGUUACAUAUCCUCAUCAGAUCUUUUUAUAGGCUUCUCCUGUCAUAUAUUACCUUUGGAGAUGAUUUCACUGAGCACCACAUCAUGUACGAAGUCUGAUUUAGAUCUCCACACCUGCACUCCAACUCUGGAAUAUCAUCUGUCCUUCUCUGGGAUCUGCUUCAGUCCUGGUUCCUCAGCAAUGUGAUGAGCUUCCAGCUCCUUUAAGAACAGAACCUUGUGUUUUGGUCUCAGAAGAACCUCCUCUAAGAACAGAACCUGUUCAGAAGGCAUUGAGGUCACUGACAGUUAUUAUUUUCGGGUGCUAUGUUCGAGUGGAGCCAAACCAUGCCAGCAACGUAAAUAAAUGCCCCCAGAGCACAUAACUGUCAACCCUCCCGUUUUUCUUGGGAUUCUCCCGUAUUUUACCAUUCUAUCCCGCUAUCAUCCCGUUUAAAUAUUUUCCCGUAUUUCUCCCGUAUUUUUAAUCUUUCUAUGAAAAAAAAUCCCACUGGGUGUAAUUGAUAUGUUUGCUACAUUCGCCUCCGGUAAAGCAGGUGGCAGUAUACAGAACAUUAGCUGUAACAUCUACAGAACGCACUCAAACGGCACCCGCCAAUAAAACAAGUAGAAGAAGAAUAGCGGUCGAAGAAGAGGAACAGCAUCCUGAGGAUGGAGGAACAUGAGAGAGAUGGCGUUGGAGUACCUGCAAAAAAGGAGAAAACUUUGUGCAUGUAUUUUAACAAAUGGGAGGAGGCUUACCUGUACUUAACCAAAGAAUUUGCCGUCCUUACAAGAAUUUAUGAUGAGUCCAAUCUGGAGGUGACAACGAAGUUCCUUGAAAUGCCCAUAUGCAAUGUGGGUAAUGCAGAAAACCUAUAUGAAAAGCUGUCCGAAGCAUUGAGCAAAAGAGGCAUUCCAUGGGAGAAUGUCAUUGCCUUCAACUCCGACAAUGCACGUGUAAUGAAAGGCAGACACAAUUCAGUGAUUAGCAGACUAAGAGGAAGCCAGCCUAAUGUCCAGGACCUUGGCUGCAUUUGCCACCUUGUCCAGCUUGCCACUGGUUGUGGCAUCAAGGCAACCAAACCUCCAGUAGAAAACAUAUUGGUUGGGAUGUACACCCACUUUGACAAAAGUGCAAAGAGAUGUGAGUUCUACAAGGAGUUUGUAGAGUUCACAGACUCUGACAACCUUAAGCUCCUGAGGUACUGCAGUACCAGAUGGCUCAGUCUGCUUACAUGCAUACAGAGAGUACUGAACCAGUGGGCUGCUCUACAGGCAUACUUUGACAGUCAUGAGGAGGUGGAGAGGAAUGCCAAAGUUCGUGAUCUGGCAAGCCAUCUCCGUGAUCCAGUUAUGAAGACAUACUUUAUGUUAAAUUUAAUAUUGCCUUUCAGUCAGAGGGAGUACAGAUUCACAGGCUUGAAGAGGAAAUGUGCAGGCUGAUCAGGCGGUUUUUGGGCUACCUCAUACCAGCCAGGGCCAUCUUGGAUGUGCCUCUCAGGGAGGUGAACUCUGGAGAGGGACAUCAGUUGGAAGAUGAAGACCUCUUCAUUGGAGAAGAGACAAAGGAAUUCAUCAGAAAUGCAAAGCUCCCUGUUUCAUCCAAGAAACAAAUCUUUCAAACUGUGAGAACCUUCUAUGAAGCAGUGCUGAGAAAGAUGUUCAACUGCUUUCCACUUGACUCCCAACUCCUGAAGGACUUGAGAGCGCUGGACCCUGCAUCUCGGCUUGAUAUCACUCCAGGGACAGGUAGAGAUUAGGGACAGUUAGAGAUUAGGGACAGUUUACAAUUAACAUGUUAUAUGAAGUAUUGCAUGGUUUACAUAAAUCAGCAGUGUUCAGUUAGCAGCACUAUUGUUUUAUUUUACAGUGACAAGGCUAGUAGCCCUGUUCCCUCACUUGAGCUUGAAUGAGGAUAGGCUGAGGGAGGAAUUCAUUGACUACCAGGUGACAGAUAGCAAGCAUCUCCCCCAAGAAGACAGAAUUGACAGAUUCUGGGGCCUUCUAGGCAAAGCACGUGAGUUUCAGUGAGCUGACAAGACUUAUGAAGGCUUUAUUAUGCAUUCCACACAGCAAUGCCAGUUCUGAAAGGGUAUUUAGUAUGGCGCGAAAAAUUGUUACAGAAAUUAGAAUGGCAUUGGACAACAGUACUGGUUGUGCUUUACUGUCAUGUAAAAGCAGUUGGAUUUCCCUUAUUUUCAAAUCCCAAUGUUGACAGGGCUACAGUCUGCUCAUGAUUCAACUAGAUAUUUGAGAUUUUGGGGCCAGAAUUCAGACACACACAUGUUCCCACUGCUAUGAUUAGCUAGAUAUAAAAUACCAAAGUGCUAAUUUAGGUACUUCCUGAAGAAGAAGGUCUUUAUGGAGGUGCCAGGACAGAGGAAAGUCCUGAUGCAGGUCUUCCUUGUACUCCUGUACAGUCCCGCAUGGUGCGCAUCGGUGCCGUUACUCCUGUAUAGUCCCGCGUGGUGCGUGUCGGUACCGUUAUUCCCGUAUAGUCCCGCGUGGUGCAUGACGGUACCGUUACUCCUGUAUAGUCCUGCGUGGUGCGUCGUCGUGUAUCGCUGUAGUUUAGGACUGUGGGGGUUUGUUGCUGAAUUAUUUUCUAUUUUGCGUCGUCGUGUAUCGCUGUAGUUUAGGAUUG